CCCCAUUUUAGAGAGUUUACUCGCGGCAGUGUGGAAGUGGCCCGGUCCGCAACGCAACAUCAGUGAUUUCGAACGUUUACUCCGGCGUAGAAAGUGCAUAGGAUUGGCUUAUUUUUAAUAUGCCGGCGUCACACAAACAACAAAAAACGGAAAGACUGUUACAAUCGUUUUACGUUGCCCUGCAAGAAGCUUGUCUCAGAGCGAUUACGCGGUUUCUCGACUUACUGAUAGUCUCUUGGUUGGCCGUUUAUUAUUUCUGCGAAGCUCUCAUAUUGACGCUGACUCCCUCAUCGUUGAGAACCCUGAAAAGCCUGCGAAGUAAAACCGUUUUGGUCACCGGCGGAGCUGGCGGAGUGGGGCAAGAAUUGGUCACUAGAUUGGCUAGAAAUAAAGCUGUUGUAGUAGUUUGGGAUGUCAACGAAAAAGGCAUGGAAGAACUUAAAUCCAACUUGGAUAAAGAAGGACUGAAAAUCCACACGUAUCCGGUUGAUCUCGCCGAUCGUCAAAAUAUUUAUAAAUACGCGGAAAUUGUUAAACAAGACAUCGGCCCGGUCGAUAUUGUUAUAAACAACGCCGGAAUCGUUUGUGGACAGACGUUUCUCGAAAUUCCCGACUACAUGAUAGAGAAGACUUAUAAAGUCAACACAUUGUCGUGCUACUGGACAACCAAAGCAUUUCUUCCAGAAAUGAUAAAGAGAGGUAACGGACACAUUGUCACUGUUGGUAGCCUCACUGGUCUUUUGGGAACAUACAAUUGCACCGACUACAGCGGAUCUAAAUUUGCAACUGUGGGAUUUCACGAAAGCCUCUUGAUCGAAUUGAAGAGCCAGGGUUACAACAGAAUCAAAAUGACUAUGGUGUGUCCCUAUUUUAUCAACACGGGCAUGUUUGAGGGCUGCAAGCCGAAACAGAUGGACAUGCUCGAACCGAAAGACGUCGCGAAAAGCAUUAUAACGGCGAUUCGGAAAGAAGAAAUAUUUGUCACAGUUCCAACGAGCUCGCGAUAUAUUUUACCCCUGAAGAACUACAUACCAGCCAAAUUAGGAUGGUUGUUGCUGUACAGAGUGUUGCGUUUGCCACAAGCGAUGAUGAGCAUGAGGAGUUUCAAAGAAGUGGAAGCAGCGUAGUUUUUUUUGUUUAGAGUUGGAACGAUAGACGGUUUAACUAGAAACAUUUAUUAUUUUUAGCAUAAAAUCAGAAUAAAUCGUAGAAAUAGUCUAGGCCCUGACCCAAUUCCCAAAUUGAAAUACCUGUAUUCAAUCUCCUGG
Molecule: messenger RNA, 1268 nt
Organism: Cylas formicarius (sweet potato weevil)
Lineage: Eukaryota; Metazoa; Arthropoda; Insecta; Coleoptera; Brentidae
Product: short-chain dehydrogenase/reductase family 16C member 6
Exons: 6
Coding region: 120-1127 (335 amino acids)
Cellular component (GO): lipid droplet
Molecular function (GO): oxidoreductase activity, acting on the CH-OH group of donors, NAD or NADP as acceptor
Source: RefSeq, a predicted model, not a curated record